AAACAGGACGAACUGGAGGACAAUUAUUUGGUUGCUUUUCUCAAGUUGUCGCUCACGGACUGAAAUCGCUCCGCUGCACGGACAGAUACUCCGGGGGGGGGGGGGGGGGGGGGGGGGAAGUGACGGAUUUUUUGGAAAGAAGUAGGAAACAAAUUGGAACACAUUAGCACUACCUUUUACUCCCAUGGGAGACUGAACUGCACGGUGCAAGAGAGAAGCUGAAAGUAGCUCCAACACUUCAGCUACAAACUGAGAACGCUUGAAAGCAUGGACCUGAACGCACGCGACUUCCAGCGAGAAAACGUGUUCGGACCACUGCGGGGUUCAUGUUUUUAUUAAUUAAUUUAUUUUAUUGCGAGCCUACAAUGAGGAAACAAUGGUCUGGCAGCAGAUAGUUCUGUAAGUCGCCCCCCCCCAACACACACAUUGAUCUGACACACAAACACCAGCCGGGUUUCAUCACUGACUUUUUUUAAUGGGAAAACCGUGUGUUCUGGUAGGCUAGUGGUGAAACAUUUGGCCAUUUGUUUUUCUUUAAUCAUGAAAAGGAGAAUGUGUUCUGUUAAACCGAGCCUCAUCUAUGUGCUGCUGGUCCUGUGUAGUGGUGGGUGUUCAGCCAUUAGCUCAAUAGACCCCGACUGGUCUGGAGAGGGGAAAUGUCAACACAUCAGCAUCCCCCAGUGUAAAGACAUUGGCUACAAUAUGACACGCAUGCCAAAUCUUAUGGGCCAUGAUGACCAAAAGGAGGCAGCGAUAAAGCUGCAGGAGUUUGCCACACUGAUACAGUUUGGAUGCCACAGUCACCUCAAAUUUUUCCUGUGUUCGCUGUACGCUCCCAUGUGCACUGAGCAGGUGUCCAACCCCAUCCCAGCAUGUAGAGUCAUGUGUGAGCAGGUCAAGCUGAAAUGCUCUCCCAUCUUGGAACAAUUUAACUUCCCCUGGCCGGACUCUCUGGACUGCUCCCGGUUGCCAACCAAAAACGACCCAAACAACCUCUGCAUGGAGGCACCCAAUAACGGCUCAGAUGAGCCUCCUAAAGUCUCCCACACCCAGCCUCCAGAAUUUAGGCCCCAGCGGCCUCUAAACGGACAGGACCUGCAUCCUAAGGACAGCAGCAGCAGGCAGACCUGCAGCAAUCCUGGCAAGUUUCACUUUGUGGAGAAAAGUGAGUCCUGUGCCCCCAAAUGCUACCCCAAAGUGGACGUAUACUGGAGUCAGGGAGACAAGCAGUUCUCUUUGGUGUGGAUAGCCAUCUGGUCCAUCCUCUGCUUUGUCUCCAGCGCCUUCACUGUGCUCACUUUCCUCAUAGACCCACAGCGCUUCAAAUACCCUGAGAGGCCGAUUAUUUUCCUCUCCAUGUCCUACUGUGUUUACUCGGUGGGCUACCUCAUCAGACUGUUUGUGGGAGCUGAUAGAAUAGCCUGUGACCGAGACAAUGGGGUGCAGUAUAUUAUCCAGGAGGGUCUGGAGAGCACCGGCUGCACCAUUGUGUUUCUUAUCCUGUAUUAUUUUGGCAUGGCCAGCUCCCUCUGGUGGGUUAUCCUGACCCUCACAUGGUUCCUGGCUGCGGGGAAGAAGUGGGGUCAUGAGGCCAUUGAGGCCAACAGCAGCUACUUCCAUCUGGCAGCGUGGGCCAUCCCGGCCGUGAAGACCAUCAUGAUCCUGGUGAUGAGGAAGGUGGCCGGGGACGAGCUGACGGGCGUCUGCUACGUGGGCAGCAUGGACGUCAAAGCUCUCACAGGCUUUGUGCUUAUUCCUCUCUCCUGCUACCUUAUUAUUGGCACUUCCUUCCUGCUGUCUGGCUUUGUGGCCCUCUUCCACAUUCGUAAGAUAAUGAAAACCGAGGGCGAGAACACAGACAAGCUUGAGAAGUUGAUGGUUCGCAUCGGGGUCUUCUCCGUGCUUUACACUGUCCCAGCCACCUGCGUCAUCGGCUGCUACUUCUACGAGAGGCUCAACAUGGACUACUGGCGCGUGCUGGCAGCGGAGCAGAAGUGCAUGGACAGCAGCAGGCCGGAGUCAGAUGAGUGCGUCAUGAAGACUUCCAUCCCCGCCGUUGAGAUCUUCAUGGUGAAGAUUUUCAUGUUGCUUGUGGUGGGCAUCACUAGCGGCAUGUGGAUCUGGACCUCAAAGACACUGCAGUCGUGGCAGAAUGUGUUCAGCAGAAAGCUAAAGAAGAGGACAAGGAGGAAGGCUGCCAGUGUGUUUACCAGCAGCAGGCCUUACAUCAAACCUCACCCAUCUCUCAAAGGGCACAGUACUAAAUAUGAGCCUACACGGCCCCCUCCAACAUGUGUAUGAGCCGGCUCUUUUUUGUAUAAACCCAAAAAAACACUUGUAAAGCCAUUACUUAAUGAGACUUUGUAAUCAGAGUGCCAUCAAAAAAAUAUCAAGGUUCAUGUUUUAUUUAUGCAAACUGCGUUGACGAUAUGCAACGUGUUUUUUGUGUCUUGAGCCAUCUCAUGCAAAUAGAGCUGCAUUUGUUUGAGAGAGAAAAAUCUGCUACUCCUGGAUUCACUUAUCCAACUGACGAACUUAGUAGAGAGAAAAGAAAAUCGUAUUGUCCCCCGGACAAAAAGAGUGGAAUAAACUGUUUGGUUGUGCCAUGGGGUCACUUGAAUAAUGUGCAAUAGAUGUUUUCCAUACAGGCAUAAAAAAACAGACACUUGUACUGUUAGACAGACUACAGACAAUGAAAGGACACCACAGACAAUGGAGGCAAAUGGUUGGAGGGAUGAGUGUUGUGUUUUGAUGCUUUUUAAUGGAAAUGGAAGCAGUGUCAUACAUAUGUUUGAACUGGAGUGAGAGCAGCUGCUCAAGAACUUCCAAACUGCCCAUUGUGAGACAAAUCCAUGCCAUAAAUGAAUCAAGCACUCGUUAUUAAGGAGUUAUUUGUACACGUUUACGUUGUAAAACGUUGGUUUUUCUUUUUUUUUCCUUUGCUGUUUUAUAGCACAAGGGAACAUUUGUAUAUAUUUCUAAAAACAUCAGAUUUUAUAGAAAAAUUAAUAAAACGUUCUAGUUUUGAAUGUUAUAAAGCCCAAAUUGUGUUUUGCAACUGUGUUCUUAUCUCUCAUUCUCAUACAGCCGCAUAAAGCUGGUGUUGUACUAUUUAUUUUACUAUUGCAGCACUUUUGCUUGUUGCUAUUGUGUGAAGUUCAGUUCGAAGCUGUCAUUUAAAUACAUUAUAAAAAUUGAAAUCAUUUACCGCCAUUUAUUAAUGUAAUGGUGCAGUAUGUCAUAGCUGGGUUUUAACAAUACGUUUGGCACUACGUUAGCUUUAAAUAUAAUUGACAGAGACAGCAUUGUUUAGAUGACCAAAAGGCGACAAAAUACAUUAUUACAAUAGUAAUAAUUGAUUGAUGCUAUGACCAUACACUAUAUUUCUCUUGCUUUGGCAAAAGGUUUAACUCUGUAAAAAGGAUGUAACCAUGCUUGACAUGUUGGUGCUUAAGUCAACACACACAGAAAGCAUAAAAAGCAGCAAUACUACUCUUGUUUUUAAAUGUUCAUAAGGAAACAAUGGGACAUUAAUGUUUGGCUCUCUGGUGACAUUUAAGCAACAACUUAAAGCAAAGAAAUUAAAAAAAAAAAAAAAAGCCAAAGGAUUGUACAUGGCCUUCCAAUUGCUGUUUAUAUUCAGGGAACAAAGGGACUUUGCAUAUAGUUUUAGAUUGAGUGAGUUAAUUUUAAUAUAAAAUCACAUUUUAUUCACAGUUUUAUGUAGUCGUGGCUUUUUAUUUUUUUUGCAUUUGGAAUAUGUGCAGUUUAAAGAAAGAAUUGAAUCUUGAAAUGGUGUGAACAAUUACAGCCAAAAUUCAUCAAAAGAAAAAGGGAAAGUGCUGUUGUCAUCCCAUAGAUGAAUAAGCAUCUUCCCAGUUGUGUUUAAUUGACCAAAUUGUCCAUAGUUAUAGCUGUGGGUUUUGAUAACCUGUUAAUGAUUUUUUUUUUUUUCCGAUUCCUCACUGGCUUUAUGCUGGAUGCUUAUAUAACUCUUUGUAUAGUUCUUCAACCCCAGCUGAAGUGGUUAUACAACUUUUUUUAGUCCCCUCUCUCUCUCUCUCUCUCUCUCUCUCUCUCUCUCUCUCUCUUUCUCUCUCGCUCUCUCUCUCUCUAGCUGUGUUGCGUGUGUCGCUGCGUAUCAAUGAAGGGGUUAUACAAUAAUCCAGCUCUCAUUCAGGACAGGAUUAGACCGUUUGAAGGGUUUGACUUUGAAAAGAGGAUUGCUGCAAACCAAAAAUACAAAAUAUCUGUCAUCUCUUCUCUUCUUAUCAGCAAAGCAUAGUGGCAUUUCUAAAGACACAUCUGGCCCGGAUUUGAAGUAGUUACAUAUUGACUGAAGCGGCACUCUGAAGCAUGAGUAACUGAAUACAUUGUGCGGCAUUGUGAGAUGUUUGGUGUGUUAAACGAUCUUCACGCUGUCAACAAUUUUAAGGUACAUGCUCUGAGAGCCACAAGUCUAGUCUUGACUCUAAGCUAUGGCAAUUGUUUUUGUCUUGACAGUGCUGACAGAGCAACAUGAAAACACGGAUACUUGAAGUCACUGUCUACAUGUAUCUUUAUGUCAAGACAGAACCACACAUAUGAAUACUGAUAGAUGAGUAAGCAUGAUAGGCAUACACUUAUGCUUAUUAAUGAAUGUAAAAAAAGAUGUACGUUUUGUAGUACAAGACCUUUUCUACCUUUUUCUGCUUCACUUUCAAAUCUUUUAUUGAGAGUUUAAAACCUCUGGUAGAGUCCUCUACAGUUUAAUAAAGUUUCAAAAGUGUAGUAAUGCUUUGUCCCGGAGGGCAUUCAAGUUCCAGCGUCAACCCAACCAGUUUUAACAGUCAAAAGCACAUGACUCACAACCUCUAUGUGGCUGAAUCAAAGUCAGCCAGUGUCUAUUGAUACUCUGAGAUGCAAAAAAGGUGUGAGUGUUUCUGAGAGCUUCAACAGAGGCCACCUGGAUAACAGCCCCCGAGGUGUCUGGGAAGGCUGUAAAUAUAAAUGACAGUUACCACCCUCCUCCAGGGCUUCUUCAGCCAAACAGGCUUCACUUUGCUUCUUCCACUCUCUUCAAAGGGGAAAAAAAAA
Messenger RNA from Etheostoma spectabile (orangethroat darter), 5076 nucleotides. RefSeq names its product frizzled class receptor 10 (gene fzd10). Gene Ontology annotation, molecular function: transmembrane signaling receptor activity; Wnt-protein binding. The coding region runs from base 541 to 2301 and encodes 586 amino acids. Gene Ontology annotation, biological process: non-canonical Wnt signaling pathway; canonical Wnt signaling pathway. Gene Ontology annotation, cellular component: membrane. NCBI's taxonomy places the organism in Eukaryota, Metazoa, Chordata, Actinopteri, Perciformes, Percidae. The transcript is spliced from 2 exons. The record is from RefSeq and is a predicted model, not a curated record.